This is a messenger RNA of Glycine soja, 797 nucleotides long. Its product is annotated as probable aquaporin NIP-type. The coding region runs from base 1 to 789 and encodes 262 amino acids. Gene Ontology annotation, molecular function: channel activity. The transcript is spliced from 5 exons. NCBI's taxonomy places the organism in Eukaryota, Viridiplantae, Streptophyta, Magnoliopsida, Fabales, Fabaceae. The record is from RefSeq and is a predicted model, not a curated record. Gene Ontology annotation, biological process: transmembrane transport. Gene Ontology annotation, cellular component: membrane.
AUGGAAGAAAACGGAGGAAACAUCCACGCUGAUAGUACCUUUUGCGGUUCUCCUGCGGUAGUUCAAGUUAUACAAAAGGUGAUUGCAGAGUUGAUAGGGACAUAUUUCUUAAUAUUUGCAGGGUGUUGUUCUGUGAUUAUUAAUAACGCAGAAGAGACUAAAGGGAGAAUUACCUUUCCUGGAAUAUGCCUAGUGUGGGGUUUCUCAGUGACUAUCUUGGUUUAUUCUCUUGCUCACGUUUCUGGUGCUCAUUUCAAUCCAGCGGUCACUCUUAGCUUUGCCAUCUAUCGCCAUUUCCCUUUGAGACUGGUGCCUCUUUAUUUUAUUGCGCAAGUACUAGGAUCUUUCCUUGCUAGUGGGACAUUGUACCUUCUCUUUGAAGUAAACGAGAAAACUUACUUUGGAACAAUACCAUCAGGAUCUUAUAUUCAAUCUCUUGUUUUUGAGAUACUUACGUCAUUUCUCUUGAUGUUUGUUGUGUGUGCAGUUUCCACGGACAAUAGAGCGAUUGGAAAAUUGGGAGGGAUUGCAGUUGGUAUGACAAUCAUAGUAAACGUCUUCAUUGCCGGACCAAUCUCAGGAGCUUCCAUGAACCCAGCUAGAAGCCUUGGACCAGCUUUGGUGAUGUGGGUUUACAAUGGAAUUUGGAUUUAUGUAGUUGGACCAUUUGUUGGUGCCAUACUAGGUGCUACAUGCUACAACUUGAUUAGAUAUACUGACAAACCACUCAGAGAAAUUGGUGCAAGCUCAAAAAUAUUUAAAACCAGUGCGUGUACAAGUGCUACAUAACAUUUAGG